AUGCCGCACGAGCGCAGGCGAAGCGUGCAACCUGGCCCUCCUCCGUACUCAAGCCACCUGCUACCUCGAGCCCCUUCUCGAAGCAAGGAAGGACGAGGAGAUGGCAGGAGAGAUAAGGGGGAAGAAGAGGAAGGGACCUCACACAUGCUUGGGAUGAGCAGUGAGUCAAAGGCUCCAGACGAAAUGCAUGAAUUCAUCAGACACUACUCUUCUGGAAGAAAGGCCCCUUGUCAAAAGCUUCUGCGAUUCGGCUUUCUCGCCAGUUGGGUGGCCUAUCUUUGGCACCUUCGCCUUGACAGUAGGAAAGACCAUAAUACGAGACCCUCCGGUCAGCGUGAGUCACUCAUGGAGACCAGCCGUGAACUUCACGAAGGACACGCGCGCGAGGCGUGCGGGGAGGCGCAAAAGGAAGGAGAUAAAUCUCGAAGUUAUGGACCCGCCAAGGCGCAGACGGCGGUGGUGACGAUGGCGGCGAAGGAUGUUCGCCUCCCCUCCACCGAGCACGCCGCCGCCGCCGUCGCCGCCGCCGCCGCCGCCGCCGUAGGGCCUGCCGAGCACCCCGCCUCCUCCCCGCUGCUCCCGCCGCCCGAAGGCUCAAAAGGCAGCGGCGCGGCGGGCGCGCCUUCACAGAGACUGCAACCGGCGAACAGGCAGCGAACCCUCCGUCUCCGCCUCGCAGCCAUGGCCGCCGCCACCCUCUCGCCCCGAAGUUUCCUGGCGCCAGCGCCGGCGUCGGCGCCCGCGCUUCUCGCCGUCCUGCUGCUGUCGGCCGCUGCCUUCGUCUCCGGGCAACGCAUCACCACCAUCCAGCUGGACGGCACGCAGUACUUCGUGAGCCGCAUGAACCCCUACUCCCCCGAACUCAACUACUUCCUAGCCUACCAGUACUGCCGCUCGUUGGGCCUGCAGCUCGCGUCGUUCGAGUCCCGCGAGAAGGCAGACUCGCUCAUGCAGUACCUUCGCAACGCAGGGUACAACAAGUUCGACUACUGGACGUCGGGCAACCGGCUGGGCACCGACAUGCUGCUGUGGAUGAGUACGGGCUCCCCGUUCAACACCACCUUCGACUACAUGCGACGGCUGCCGACGGACGCGGUGGAGGACGAGGCGGAGGGCGGCGCCCCGCUCCCGGGCAACGCCGUCCCCGCCCCUCUGCCCGCCUCCGCCCCCGCCGCCGGCAUCCCCGCCACGCGCGCCGGCCUGGGCCGCGCGCGCAGCCGCCGCCCCGGCCGCCAGAGCACGGAGGAGGUGGCGGUGGGCUGCAUAGCCCUCAAGUCUCCAUCUCUGGACUGGGACACUGACGAUUGCCUGCAGCUGAAGGACUUCAUCUGCGAGCAGACGCGCUGCUACUACUACAACUACGGCUCCAUCCCUGUCUCCACGUCCCAGGGGGACAAGCGAACCCGGCCGACGUACGCUCCCCCGCACACCUCCACCUCCACGCAACCGCCCCUGUACGUGGGGGCCUCCGCCGCCGACAGCGACAGCAACGCCACCGCCUCGCAGCCGCAGCCCGAGGAGACCGUCAACCGGCGCAUCACCAUGCGGCCGCCCGCGCCCUCCGCCCCCGGCCAGCCCGACCCCGCCCCCUCCGCCACCGACUCCCCGACCGCCGCCGAGGGGGAGGAGCCCCAGGACGACAGCAUCAACUUCGCGUCGCGCAGCUUCCCCGAGAAGGACGCGGUGGCCAACGUGGUGUACGUGACGGCGGUGGGCGCCGACGCCCUCAACGCGUCGGGCCAGUACGUGGCGGCGGAGAGCGCGGGGGCGGCGACGACGGGGGCGACGGCGACGGCCGCCGAGGGCGCCGUGGCCCCCACCACCGCCGCCGUCGACGAGGCGCCCCCCGCGGCCGAGGAGGCGACGCCAGCGCUACUGGCGGCGGCGGCGGCGCCCGCGCCCGAGCGGCCCGUCACCUUCAGCCGCGGCCGCGUCGACCCCAUCAACUUCGACACCGCCUACCCCGACUAC
This is a messenger RNA of Gryllus bimaculatus (two-spotted cricket), 1971 nucleotides long. The record is from the annotation of a GenBank genome assembly. NCBI's taxonomy places the organism in Eukaryota, Metazoa, Arthropoda, Insecta, Orthoptera, Gryllidae.